Molecule: messenger RNA, 5202 nt
Organism: Penicillium mononematosum
Lineage: Eukaryota; Fungi; Ascomycota; Eurotiomycetes; Eurotiales; Aspergillaceae
Product: DNA topoisomerase 2
Exons: 4
Coding region: 1-5202 (1733 amino acids)
Biological process (GO): resolution of meiotic recombination intermediates; DNA topological change; sister chromatid segregation
Cellular component (GO): nucleus
Molecular function (GO): ATP binding; DNA binding; DNA topoisomerase type II (double strand cut, ATP-hydrolyzing) activity
Source: RefSeq, a predicted model, not a curated record
AUGGAUGACUCCUCUAUCAUGGAAGACUCGGUCUUCGAGGAUGACGGAGGCAGCUCUGACUUUGCUCCCGAACCUGCACCGAAACCCAAAGCUAAGGCUGCUCCUAAGAAAGCUGCCGCCAAACCUGCCGCCAAAAAGACUACACAGACCACACUAAAGACCAAGCCUGCUGCAAAGGCAGCUGCUACUAAGAAGAAGGCUAAGGCCGACAGUGAGGACGAAAUGUCUGAUAUUCAAAUGUCCGAUGAUGAUUCUCUGCUCUCCCGCACUCCUCCCAAGGCUAAGAAGACGGUUGCGCCCAAGAGAGCUGGCUCAAAGCCUCUGGCCGAUGUCGAAAAUGAGUCUCAUGGGGAGACGCUGCUGCUGAUAGCGCGAGCAAGAGUGGAAAUGCAUCAGAGAACUCACCCAACUCGAGCACAUUAUCAAACGUCCCGAUACCUACAUUGGAUCCACCGAACGUACCACACAGCAGAUGUGGGUUUACAACUCCGGAACCGAGUCGAUGGAGUUCCGCGAUGUCUCUUUCGUCCCGGUCUCUACAAAAUCUUUGACGAGAUUGUGGUCAACGCCGCCGAUAACAAGCACAACGACUCGAGCAUGAACGAGAUCCGGAUCACGAUUGACCGCGAGGCCGGUGAAAUCAGCGUCUGGAACAACGGGCGUGGUAUUCCCAUCGAGAUCCACUCCAAAGAAAAGAUCUACGUGCCCGAACUUAUCUUCGGCCAUCUGCUGACUUCUUCGAACUACGACGAUAGUCAACAGAAGGUGACUGGAGGUCGCAACGGUUUCGGUGCCAAGCUUUGUAAUGUUUUCUCGACAGAGUUCACUCUCGAAACCCAGGACUCCCGCCAGAAGAAGAAGUACAAGCAAACCUGGACCGAGAACAUGACGAAGAUGGGCAAGGCAAAGAUCACAGAUGCCAAGGGAGAUGACUACACCAAGGUCACUUUCAAGCCAGACUUUGCCAAAUUCGGCAUGGAGGGCAUCGAUGAUGAUUUCGAAUCCCUUGUCAAGCGCAGAGUCUACGAUUUGGCGGGUACAGCCGGUGUUGCUGUCAAGUUGAACAACACACGUGUCCCCAUUCGUAAUUUCCGGAAGUACAUGGAGAUGUACACUAAAGCCAUUCGCAAGGAGCGCGGUGAUGAUGGUCCUCCCUCAAAGGAUGAAAUUAUCACCUGCAGCCCCAAUCCUCGAUGGGAGAUUGGUUUUGCUGUUUCAGACGGUUCGUUCCAGCAAGUCUCAUUUGUAAACUCGAUUGCGACAACCUCGGGUGGAACGCACGUCAACUACAUCGCCGAUCAGAUCUGUACCCGCUUGGCCGACCAAGUGAAGAAGAAGAACAAGUCUGGUGCAACUUUGAAGUCGGCACAGAUUCGGAAUCAUAUCUUCAUUUUUGUAAAGGCCUUGAUUGUCAACCCAGCCUUCACCUCCCAGACCAAGGAGCAGUUGACGACAAAGGCUAGUCAGUUUGGUAGCAAGUGUCCCCUUGAUGAAGAUUUCUACAAGAAGGUGUUGAAGACCGAGGUUAUGUCAAAUAUUCUGCACUUUGCGGAGCAAAAGGCCGAUCAGAUCUUGAAGAAGGGUGAUACUGGCCGACGCACGCGUAUGAACAACCCAAAGUUGGUCGACGCCAACAAAGCUGGUACUAGGGAGGGUCACCACUGCACUCUCAUUUUGACUGAGGGUGAAUCAGCCAAGGGUUUGGCCAUGGCAGGCAGAGCAGUUGUUGGACCAGACUUGUUCGGUGUUUUCCCCUGCGCGGAAAGCUUCUUAAUCAUCAAGAACUUCAUUGGUUUGCAGCACAAGAAGGAGUACACAGAUACCAAGGGACUGCGAUAUGGCCAUCUCAUGAUCAUGACUGAUCAAGAUCACGACGGUAGUCACAUCAAGGGUUUGCUCAUCAAUUUCCUUCAAGCCCAGUUCCCCAGCUUGCUCAAGAUUCCUGAGUUCCUCAUUGAGUUUAUCACUCCCAUCAUCAAGGUUUGGAAGGGUGACCCGAAAAACCCGACCAAGCAGAAGUCGUUCUUCACUAUGCCCGAACAUGAUGAAUGGCGUGAAGCUCACCAACACGAACGUGGCUGGGAACACAAGUACUACAAGGGUUUGGGAACCAGCACCACGGAAGAUGCACAGGUCUAUUUCCGCGACCUCGAUCGCCAUCUCAAGGAGUUCCACACCAUGCAAGAUGGUGAAGCUGGGCUUAUUGAGCUGGCUUUCUCCAAGAAGAAGGCAGAUGAGCGUAAAGAGUGGCUUCGACAAUUCAAGCCUGGCACAUUCCUGGACCAUUCGGUGGCGAAGAUUACGUACACCGACUUCAUCAACAAGGAGCUCAUCCUGUUCAGUAUGGCGGAUAACCAACGUUCGAUCCCUUCCGUUGUGGAUGGUUUGAAGCCAGGACAGCGCAAGGUGCUUCACACCUGUUUCCGCCGCAACCUAAAGAAGGACAUGAAGGUGGUUGAGCUGGCAGGUCAUGUAUCCGGAAUGACAGCCUACCAUCACGGUGACGUCUCCCUGCAGCAGACUAUCGUUGGUCUUGCUCAGACCUUUGUUGGCUCCAACAACAUCAACUGCCUGGAGCCCAGUGGAAACUUCGGUAGUCGACUCCAAGGUGGUGGCGAUUGUGCCAGUGCUCGUUACAUUUACACUCGCCUGUCUCCCUUUGCACGCAAGGUUUUCCACCCGGCCGAUGAACCGCUACUGACGUACAACGAAGACGAUGGCAAGAAGAUUGAGCCCGAGGUCUUUAUUCCAGUCGUCCCGAUGAUUUUGAUCAACGGUGCGGAUGGUAUCGGAACUGGUUGGAGUUCUUCUAUCCCCAACUACAAUCCUGAGGAUGUUGUGAACAAUCUCAAGCGCCUGAUGGCAGGCGAGCCUACUGAGCCAAUGCAGCCGUGGUUCCGUGGCUUCACCGGUGAGGUUGUAGCUGUGGGUGGGGAUCGAUUCAAAUUCAGCGGUAUCAUCAGGGAAUGUGGUGAGAAGGAGGUCGAGAUCACCGAAUUGCCUAUUCGAACCUGGACGCAGGAUUUCAAGGACAAGCUAGAGGAAAUCAUCAAGGCUGAGAAGGUGCCAUCCUUCAUCAAAGAUUACAGGGACUACAACACCCACACCAAGGUCCACUUCAUCAUUCAACUCGAUGAGAAGCACAUGAAGGUUGCUCUGACUGAAGGAUUGGAAGAUAAAUUCAAGCUGACCAAGACGAUUGCAACAACCAAUCUGGUGGCUUUCGAUCCUGAGGGCCGCAUAACCAAGUACGCCACCGUCGAUGACAUUCUCAAGGAGUUCUUUGUCGUCCGUCUCAAAUAUUACGAGCGACGCAAGCAGUUCCAACUUGCCGAUCUACAGAGAGAUCUGGAGAAACUGAGCAACCAAGCUCGCUUUGUGCAGAUGAUUAUCGAUGGCAAAUUGGUCAUCUCCAAGAAGAAAAAGCCUGUUCUGAUCGCCGAGCUAAAGGAAAAGGGCUUCAAGCCAAUUUCUAAGGUGGCCGAGGCCCCCAAAAUGGGUGAAGAUGAGCCUGUGGUAGAAGAAGGAGAAGAGGAGUCGGAUGACAAUGACACUCUAACACUAUCUAGCUCAUUUGACUACCUUCUGAGCAUGCCUAUGUGGUCGCUGACCCAAGAGCGAGUGGAGAAGCUCCGCCGCCAGAUCGGCGACAAGGAAACAGAGGUCGACGUCUUAAUUAAGCUGUCCAAGGAGGAUAUUUGGGCCCGCGAUUUGGACGAGUUCAUUCAGGAGUGGCGCUUCCAGCUUGAAGAUGAGGACCGUCGAGCCCGCAAGGUGGCUGGUCUGGGCCGUCGCGUCUCGGCCAAGCUGGCCACUGGUGGUGGUCGCGCCGCGGCUUCGCGCAAGCGCAAGGCUGCGAACGGCGAUGAUCCAGAUGACGAGGACUUCGGGGCCCCUAAGACGAAGAAGGCCGCCGCGGCCAAGAAAAAGGAGCAGCCCAAAAACAGCCUGAUGAAUUUCCUCAGUAAACCCCCGAGCAAACCAAGCCCAUCCGCUGCGGCAGACGGAUCGGACGAUGAAUUCGACAUGGACAUGGAGGUGCUUCCGAAGAAGAGUCGUGCUGCAUCAAAACCUAAAACUAUGCCGAAAGACGAAGACGACUUUAUCGACAUCGACGACGUUCCCCAGACCUCACGCGCAUCAGCUCAGCCAGCUGAUGACCCGAUGGACGUGGAUGUGGAUGAGGCGCCAAAGCCCAAACCAGCAGCCAAGGCAGCGACCAAGCCGGCCGCUAAACGAGGACCUAAGCCCAAGGCCAAGGUCGAAGAGGACUCGGAUGACGAUUUCUUGGAGAUUGCCAACGAGGCUCCCAAGCCCGCAGUGCAGUCUUCUCGCGCUCGGAAGCCUGUGAAGUACUCAGCACCUAGCGAUUCUGACAGUGACAAUGGUGACGAUCUUCUUGGAGACGUUAGCAUGAUGGUCAAAGGCAUUGGUGGCGACUCUGGCGCCGGUUCUCGACAGCUCUUCUCGGAGCGCCCACGCUCGGAGAGCAGUGCCAGCGUGAAGACUGCCGCAAAGUCCUCCAAGGUCAACGACGAUUUCGAUCCGGAUGAGACUGACUACAGCAAGCUCAUUCCGAAGAACUCCCCACGGCGCUCCAUUCAGGUCAAGCCCAAAGACGUCAAGCUCGAUGACAAGGAUGAAGACGACGAGGAGGGCCAGCCAGUCAAGCCCACUGCUCGGGCCACGGCUGGGCCAAAAGCCAAAGCUGCUCCCAAGGUUGUAGAGGUCGACGACGAUGAUGACGACGAGGAGGACGAGCCGAUCAAGCCAACUGCUCGGGGUAAAGCUGCGCCCAAAGCCAAGGCUGCUCCGAAGGCCGCUGCCGCCACCUCGGCGGCGAAGGGGCGUGGUCGCCCCAAGAAAGAGCCAGCUCCUAAACCCGACCCCAAGUCUGCUCCCCCGACUUUAUCCCCGGCGGCCAAGGGCUAUGCUUCUAAGCAUGGCAAGACAAGCAAGAAGAUUGCGGAUGAUUACUCAGAGGAUGACAUCGACGCAAUGGCCAACGACAUUUUGGAUUCUCCAGCGGGCAAAGUGAAUGCGGAUAUCUCGGACGAUGAGCCCGCUCCUGCCCCCCGGCGCGCUGCUGCAAGCCGUCCUGCUCGUGGCGCCGCACAGCAAAAGAAGUCCUAUGUCAUUGAGGCUGACAGCGAAGAAGAAUCGGCCGAUGAUUUCGAUGAAGACGAAGACGAGAGCGACUAA